UUGAGACGCUUGGCACCGUUUGGCCAUUUGGGAGAGAGCUGCUCAAAUGUGGCUGAAAGGCCGCAAGGGGUCCCCAAGGGGGUGUCUGUGGUCACUUGUUCAUGUGAGAGGCACUGCUGUCUUAAAGAUAUCCAUGGUCACAGGUGAAUGGGAAUGUGUUUGAAUUCCCAAACUAUGUUGAUCCCUGUCGAAUUUCUGGAGCGCCCAUCACAAGAGGGAUUUGGGGCUCAGGUGGGCCCAGCACAGACUCAGACAAGAUGUGCAAUGAAUUUGUGCUGAAUUAAUGAAUGAAUUGGGGUGAAUGCAUGAAUGAAUAGUGGGUUCAUGAAUGACUAAAAGCAGAGCGGGUGAAUGAGUAAAGAAAAUCGUAAUAGCUAACAUUUAUUGAACACUCACUAUGCACCAGGCAUGAUGCUAACCCACCUAUUAAAUCAUUUAACAUUCAUAACUAUGUUCUAGAUGGGCAUGGAAGGGUGAGGGAGGAUCUGACUCUUGGAGUCUAAUUUCCCCCGAAUAACUGGGACUCUGGGGGCCCCCAGGAGAUCAUCCAAAACCAUGGCUUCCCAUAAGCCAUCUGGGCUUCACUGUGAGAUUCCUGAUGGCGGGCCCAGCUGGGUCAUCUUGUUGGAGAACCAGGAAGCUGGCCGUAAACUGCUGCGCUUUCACUGUGCCGACCACAGCAAGGGGUUGACAGCUCAGGUUCAAAAAGACACAAAGUGUAACUUUCCUGCCCAGCUUGCAGCUCCGGCCUUAGAGUCCAGUGAGGCCCGAGGCUCACUCAGGCCAGGGAGAGCCCCCACAGCCCGGCUGGGGUCUCAGCUUGGUUCUGCAAGGCCCUGUGGAGCUCACAGAGGUUCAAGAUGAGCCGUAACAGCAGAGGCGAGAGCCCAGCUUUCCACCCGCCUCCAUCCACUUUGGCUCUUUGUUCCUAAAAGCUGCUGUCUCACACCUCCAGAGCUUUACCCACGAUGUUCCUUCGUUCUGUAGAGCUCCUGCCCCACCCACACAAUCCACUUAGAUAAUAACACUCAGCUGCCAGGAAUCAACACAAAGAUCACCUCCUCCAUGAAGCCUUCUCUGAUUCUUCCCUUCGUAUCCCCACAGCGCCCUCCACCGACUUGGACCACAGACCUGUGACUUGUUAGAGCCCAGGUUUCCAAAUCUGGGGGUGCAACAAAAUUACCUGCGGAUUUAUUUACAAAACAAAAAGCAGAUCUCUGGACUCAGACCCAUUAUAGAAGUUUGAGAAGACUACUAUUUCCAGCAAGCCCCAGGCUGUCUUACAUCUCAGGAGUGGGUCACAGUGGAGCUCUUGGAACUGGGAGAACCUGCAUCGACCUGUUUCACCAAUCAACCUAUUCUGAAAAACGGAAAGCUACUCAAGGUUGAUUCAAGGGCCACAGUGACCCCAGAGGCAGCAGCAGCAUUGGGUUCCCGUGGAAGUGCUCCUAGGGGUGUUUUCCUGGAGGCAGUGGAGGGUGUCACCCCAAGGUCAGGACAGGUCAGGUUCACGUUCUCAUCAUAGCAUGGGGACCCAGUUCAGUCCCUGUUAGCCCCCUGAGAUCUCACUCACCGUCCUCAGCAUCAGAAAUAUGGCUGAAGCUAGUAAGCCCGUGAUGAAGAAAGCUUCACAAUCUGUUCCUUUGGAGAGGAGUAAGAGAGAAAACGAACAAUUCCGUAAACUCUUUGUCGGUGACUUGAGCUCUGAGACCACAGAAGAAAGUCUGUGGAACUAUUACCGGCAGUGGGGAUAUCUUACAGACUGUGUGUUAAUAAGGGACCCUGCCAGCCAAAAAUCAAGAAGAUUUGGUUUCAUCACGUUUUCCUCCAUGGCUGAGCUGGAUGCCGCCAUGGCGGCCAGACCUCAUUUCAUUGAUGGGAAAAUGGUUACGCCCAAACGCGCUGUCCCAAGAGAGGACCAUGGAAAGCUGGGGGCUCUCGUCACUGUGAAGAAGCUGUUCGUUGGCGGAAUUACAGAAGACACGAAGGAACAUCAUCUUAGAGAUUACUUUGAGAAGUACGGAAAAAUCAACGCCAUUGAGAUAGCUACUGACGGACAGUCUGGCGAGAAAAGAGGCUUCGGAUUUAUUACUUUUGAUGACCACGAUCCCGUGGAUAAGAUCGUGCUGCAGAAAAAUCAUACCAUCAAUGGUCAUCGUGCAGAAGUAAGAAAGGCCUUGUCUAGGCAAGAGAUGCAAGAAGGCCAACAUUUGAGAAGUCGAGGAGGAGGCGAUGUUGGUUUGGAGUAUUUUCAUGGUGUUGGUGCAAAUGUGGGAGCAGGAAGAGAAAGGAACUUCAGAGGAGGAUCCGGGGGUUCUGGAAGAGGGCGUCAGUUUGGGGAUGGCUCUCACGGGUACAGAGGAAGAGCUGGAGGUGGCAGUUGGGGGGUUAGGCCUGGUUACGGGGCAGGACGAGGAGGAUGCAGUGGUGGAGGGUCUGCAGACGGCUACCAGGAUGAGCGCUUCAGAGCCCGUUAUGACAACUACGGAGGAAGAAGUUAUGCAAGUCGCAAUGACAGUGAUUUGGGCAAUCAGAAGCAGAAACCUUCUAAGUACGAUUUACUGAAGAGUGGAAAGUUGAGAGACAGCAGAAACAUGGGCGGGUCAUAUACUGGAGGAAACCACGACCCAGGAGGCGGUAGAGGACGUGGGGGUUAUGGAGAGGCAAGCCGGUGGGGGCCUUCUCAGUGGCCAUGGGCUUGACUGCAUGCAGAGGAGCCCAGAGGGGAGAGAAGAGCCUCAGAUGAUCAAAACAACAGUGCGAAGGAAACUCUUAACUCAGUCAUGCCUAAAUACGCAGCGACACGGCAGAAGACACCAGAAGAGCUGGUACCAAGAGCCACUUUGUGAGUGGACUCAGUUACAUAGGAACACUAUUUUCCUAUGGAGGAAAGACUUUUUUAAAAAUGCUUUUGCGAUGGUUUUUGAGCUUUUGAAAUGUUCUGUCUUUCCAGCAGUCUCUGGAAGAGUGUAGAAUCAUCCCUUCUUGAAUAAUAUCCCAUUUCCAAGUUUCGGUUGACAUGGGAAACCUUUUUCAAGAUUUUUCUCGAAGUUUUGAAAAGCUGUUAGCCAGAAUCAAGGGAUAGUAAAACAUAAUAUCAUUCUUCUUAAGACAUGUAUUUCAUGUGUAGAGUUAAGAAGCUAUUGUGCAUUUAAGAUUUAAUAAAAUAAUUUUAAAAGUAAAA
Molecule: messenger RNA, 3184 nt
Organism: Cervus elaphus (red deer)
Lineage: Eukaryota; Metazoa; Chordata; Mammalia; Artiodactyla; Cervidae
Product: heterogeneous nuclear ribonucleoproteins A2/B1-like
Exons: 1
Coding region: 1593-2702 (369 amino acids)
Molecular function (GO): RNA binding
Source: RefSeq, a predicted model, not a curated record